Humulus lupulus (European hop) is the source of this 2084-nucleotide messenger RNA. Its product is annotated as protein kinase PINOID 2. The record is from RefSeq and is a predicted model, not a curated record. Gene Ontology annotation, biological process: protein phosphorylation. Gene Ontology annotation, cellular component: cytoplasm; nucleus; plasma membrane. Gene Ontology annotation, molecular function: ATP binding; protein serine/threonine kinase activity. NCBI's taxonomy places the organism in Eukaryota, Viridiplantae, Streptophyta, Magnoliopsida, Rosales, Cannabaceae. The transcript has 2 exons. Bases 250 to 1830 code for a protein of 526 amino acids.
UCUUCCCAAUGGCAAUUUCGUAAUAUCAUCUAAAGUGUCGGCCAAUUGUUAUUGAGGAGCAUAAAACGUUGUCACUUUACCUGUUAAACUAAUAAUUUGUUUUUUAAGCUAAUUUCAAAAGCACCACUUUCUAACUUUCUAUGCACCAAGGAAAGAAAAAAAAAGGACAUCACACCAAAAACUAGUAUAUAAAAAGGCCAAAGAGAAAGAAACAUCAAAACAAACCCUUCACUUCCCAAAAAAAAAAACAUGCAACUUCAAACGACAGCAAUGGCGAACAAUGAAUCAGACUACGACAGUAGCUGUUCCUCCAUAACCGUCCCAGACUCUAGCCGGAGCUGGAUGAGCAGCAGCCUUAGCUUCAGUAGCCGGCGGCAGAGUUCAGUCUCGGUGAGCUCUUCAGCCGCUGAGUCAUCCUCAACAGUCAGCACCACCUCCCAGAAGCCGCACAAGGCAAACCAAGCGGCGUGGGAAGCCAUGAGCCGGCUGCGGCUGAGCACGAGAGGAGGGCGAGUGGGGUUGGACCAGUUCCGCCUCCUGCGUCGGCUGGGGAGUGGGGAUAUAGGUAACGUUUACCUCUGCCAGAUAAGAAACGGUGUCGUUGGGUCGUCGGCGACGUCGUUGCCUGAUCAGUGCUUUUACGCCAUGAAAGUGGUGGACAGAGAAGCUUUGGCGAUUAGGAAGAAGCUACAGAGAGCUGAGAUGGAGAAAGAGAUUCUGGGUAUGCUUGAUCACCCGUUCUUGCCUACUCUCUAUGCUGACUUUGAUGCUUCUCACUACUCUUGCUUGGUUAUGGAGUUUUGCCCUGGUGGUGACUUGUACUCCGCUCGCCAACGCCAGCCAAACAAACGAUUCUCUAUUUCUUCUGCCAAGUUUUAUGGUGCGGAAACAAUCUUAGCACUAGAGUAUCUUCACAUGAUGGGGAUAGUUUACAGAGAUUUGAAGCCUGAAAACGUUCUAGUUAGAGAAGACGGUCAUAUCAUGCUCUCUGACUUCGAUCUCUCUCUCAAAUGCGACGUCGUUCCGAAGCUCCUAAGGCGUAAAACGACGUCAGAUAUUGAAACAAAUGACGGCAGAAAGUACGAGAGGAGCUGCUCAACUACAUCUUCAUGUGCUCUUCCCAUGCAGCCUGUUCUCUCGUGUUUCUCAGCUUCCAAAAGGAAAAAGAAAACAACGGUCACGACGAUAACUGAAAGAGCCGACGAUCACGAUCAUCAUCAUCAUCAUCAUCAACAAGAAGUAGUACACUACGUGGACGAUCCAGAAUUGGUGGCGGAACCCAUCCACGCCAAAUCUAAGUCCUUCGUUGGAACACAUGAAUAUUUGGCUCCUGAAGUGAUAUCUGGUCAAGGGCAUGGGAGUCCUGUAGAUUGGUGGACACUUGGAGUGUUCCUCUACGAAAUGUUGUACGGAAGGACACCAUUCAAGGGAGAAAACAACGAGAAGACUCUGGUCAACAUUCUUAAACAACCGCUGACAUUUCCAAGAACCGGGGUUAGUUGUGCCAAAGAGUAUGAAGAGUUGGUUAAGGUUCAAGAUCUUAUAAGCAAGCUUUUGGUGAAGAAUCCCAAAAAGAGACUUGGGAGCUUGAAGGGUUCUGUGGAGAUUAAGAGACACGACUUUUUUAAGGGCGUGAAUUGGGCUUUGAUUAGGUCAGUUAGGCCACCUGAGGUCCCAAGAGAUUUGAUCAAGAAGAAGAAUAAUUCUACGAGAAGAGCUCAUAAUACUAAUUAUUUACCAAAGUUAAUGAGCAAGAAAGAGAGGGAAGAACCGUAUCAGAUCCCACAUCACCACCACCACCAUCAUCAUCAUCAUGUUGAUUACUUCUAAUGACUUGGGUUAUAUAUUAUGUAAUAUGUGUACAUAGGUGAAAACAGAAGCAAAAAUGAGAAGCAAAAAAAAAAAAGAUUAAGAGACGUUUGUUUAAUUUUCUAAUCUGUUUUUCCUUUAAAUGAGAGAUUAUUAUUAUUCAUUAUUAUUAUGGAUAAUGUAAGAUGAACAAGCUAGCUAGCUUGUCAUUAUGUGCUGUGAAUUAUAUAUUGGCAUCUAAUUAUCAAUCAAUUAUUAAUUAAGGUCUUAAAUUA